Gambusia affinis (western mosquitofish) is the source of this 1176-nucleotide messenger RNA. It is a transcript of the gene pth2, whose product is annotated as parathyroid hormone 2. The record is from RefSeq and is a predicted model, not a curated record. Gene Ontology annotation, cellular component: extracellular region. The transcript is spliced from 4 exons. Bases 657 to 1085 code for a protein of 142 amino acids. Lineage: Eukaryota; Metazoa; Chordata; Actinopteri; Cyprinodontiformes; Poeciliidae. Gene Ontology annotation, biological process: neuropeptide signaling pathway.
UGAGGGCGGAGAUCAUGGUGGUGGAGAAAAGGUCAUGCUGUCAGUGUCUUUAGCGUUGAGCAUGCUGAGGUGAGGAAUGUUGGCUCGUUGCUGUGGCGUUAGCAUGAAGGCAACAAAAACAUUUUCAACACGUCCAAAAACCGGAGGAGAGUUUAGCCUUAAAAACAACCAACCCGAUCCAGAGAGAAGGUUGAGCUCCGUUUGGUUCUGGUCGUACCAAGUCAACGUUACACGUUGCAGACUCUCCAUGUCGGAUUCUCAUCUGAAGCCGGACUCCAUAUUUCCCUAACCCUUACUGGUUAUCAGUCUGAAGACGUCCAGACUAGAGUUUUGUUCCUCUGUAUUUGCUGAGAGGAGAUGAAACGUGUUUGCACUGCAGCUGAGUAACGAUGUUCAUUACCCGGCAGGGCGGGUCAGGGCGGUUGGGGGGUGGAGGCAGGUAGACGCUGCAGCAACUCCACUCUGAUUGAAGUAGACUCUAACGAGCUCCAGCGGUCGUCAGGCUGUUGCUCUGUGGAGGGAGCUACCCCCCCACCUCCCCGGGAUCAGCAGACAUAUAAGCGGGACGCUGCAGGCUCUGCAGUCCGGUCCAGUUCAGGUUGUUCUGCUGCCAGUCUACCGGUGGAAACUCUGCGGUUUUGGUUCUGAGCAGCAGGAUGUCAGAACUUUUUCCAGUGUCUCGUCUGUCCUUCCUGCUCAUCUGGCUUCUGGUCCUUUCUUCCUCAGCGUUCCCUCAGCCUCGUCUUCCUCUCAGAAAUCCUGAAGAUCCGCAGGAAGCGAAGCGGGACGACUGGGAUGUCCUGUUCCCGUCCAUCUCCCUCCAUGACUGGAACAUCCAGAUGCUGUCGGCGCCGGCGGACAGCAAGGCCGGUCUGAUGGGGGACACCUGGCUGUUCGCACCGGAGCGUCCGGAGGCCAGCGUCUGGCCGGCGCAGUGGGCGUCAGAAGGGACCCGGAUGGUGAAGAGGAACAUGGUGGUGGCGGACGACACCGCCUUCAGGGAGAAGAGCAAACUCCUCACCUCCAUGGAGAGACAGAAGUGGCUCAACUCCUACAUGCAAAAGCUGCUGGUGGUGAACUCCUGAUGUCACCUGGGGCCGUUUGUUGCGUGUUGUGGACGGCGGUUGUUGGUGUGGAGGAGAUGACGUCAAUAAAGACUGCAAAUGUGCUGAUGAA